Molecule: messenger RNA, 699 nt
Organism: Carya illinoinensis
Lineage: Eukaryota; Viridiplantae; Streptophyta; Magnoliopsida; Fagales; Juglandaceae
Product: E3 ubiquitin-protein ligase RFWD3-like
Exons: 1
Coding region: 1-699 (232 amino acids)
Biological process (GO): ubiquitin-dependent protein catabolic process
Molecular function (GO): ubiquitin protein ligase activity
Source: RefSeq, a predicted model, not a curated record
AUGGCGAGUGUUAUCAACCCUCUGUUUAUGGAAUUAUCAGAUCAAGCGAAUCUUCAAGCGGGCGAAGUUCCAACUGCGGGCAGGGUCGAAGUUCGCUUGUCCCGUGUUUCUCUAGAACUCGACGGUAGAUUGAUCCUGGACGAUAAUCUCAUUUACCCUACGAGGACUUUAUUUGUCGUCGAGGUCCCUUCCUCGAUGUUCCCAGCACCGGAACAGCAGAGUCACUACCUUUACACUCAGAUCUCGUCGAAUCUCAUAAACCUCAAUAUCGGCCGUGACGAUGGGAGACGACACGUCAUAGCCUCGAAAAUCACGUCUUUCGCAGCGCAACGGCCGCAGGGGUACUCCAUCGUGGCCGUGUUGGGUACGUUAGUAUGGGUACAAUCAAUCAACCAAGGAAUCGAUUAUGAGGUCGGCGAUGAUGGUCAUGAGGACUCGGCAGUAGCCGAUGGCGGCGAGCCAACAAGUAAUACUACUCCGAUCGACCAGUUGAUGGAGAAGGGUGGCUUUGUUGCCAGCAAGGAGGAGGCCGAUGACUUGGGUACUUGCAGCAUAUGUUUGGAGGAUUUUUCAUCGUCGGUCGGGGCUGAGCUUCUUCGCACGUAUUGCUCUCAUAUUUAUCAUCGAGAUUGCAUAAUGCCAUGGUUGGCUAAGUCCAAGAAUGCGUGUCCAUCAUGCCGAGCCAAGCUCAUGCAUUGA